ACAACACACAGGACGCUUCACUCUAGUCUAAACCAACAACUCUGUCUGUCUCACCAUGGCAACUCGAAAGCCCCCCUCCUGUACAGGACCAUGGAGUGGCUGCAGGGUGGCCACAGCUGUCAGUGAGUCAUCAUCCAUCCACAGUGAUACCCUGUUCUGCCCGGGGCCUUGUACUCCUGGUCCUGGUCUGGGUCGGGACAUCUCUCUGGGCUCUACAGGGCCUGGUCUGGGUCGGGACAUCUCUCUGGGCUCUACAGGUCCUUGUCUGGGUCGGGACAUCUCUCUGGGCUCUACAGGUCCUGGUCUGGACAUCUCUCUGGGCUCUACAGGGCCUGGUCUGGGUCUGGACAUCUCUCUGGGCUCUACAGGUCCUGGUCUGGGUCAGGACAUCUCUCUGGGCUCUACAGGUCCUGGUCUGGACCGGGACAUCUCUCUGGGCUCUACAGGUCCUGGUCUGGGUCAGGACAUCUCUUUGGGCUCUACAGGUCCUGGUCUGGGUCUGGACAUCUCUCUGGGCUCUACAGGUCCUGGUCUGGGUCGGGACAUCUCUCUGGGCUCUACAGGUCCUGGUCGGGACAUCUCUCUGGGCUCUACAGGUCCUGGUCUGGACCGGGCCAUAGACUACCUACAGGAGCGGACACACACACGCUACAGAAUGCAUCAGUCCGCCAGCCAAGACAAGAUACCGGGCGGAGGUGAUGGCCAGAGGUGGGGACAGUUCUUUUCAGAUGGCCGGAGGAAGGUGGACUAUGUCCUGGUGUUUUACCAACGUAAACAGACCUCUGUGAGGGGGGGCGACCGGCCGCACCGUCUCUCCGCCCCCUCGCACCCUCCUCAUCGCCUCUCUGUCAUCUCUAAUGGUACCUCCCCCCCCUCCGGCCCUGUGGGGGGUGUAGGGCAGGGGGGUGUAGGGCAGGAGGGUGUGGGGGGGGUGGGAUGUGCAGCCGGGCAGCGGAGUGCGGGGGAUGGGGAGGUGUGUGUGGACCUGGGCGUGGGAGUGGCCGUGGAGGUGGAGUUGGAGGCGGACUCAGCUGAAGGAGAUAUGGUGCUGAUCAGGGAGGAGUUUGAGGCCCGGCUGCUGAAGGCGGGGCUUGAGAUGGAGAGAGACACAGAGGUCAGGGUCUUCGGGCCCAGCUUCACUCGGCUCCAUGUCCCCUGGCCGGUCCUGAGCAGGGAGGCAGAGUUCCUCAAGAUUAAAGUCCCCACUAAUAAGAGCUAUGGUCUGAAGGAGGAGCAUGGGUUCAGUGCCAGCCUCAGUGAGUUCUGGAGGAAGGUGAACCAGCCGUUCCAACCCAACAUCCCCCAGCUAGGCCACAGCACCACCAAGCAGCUCUCCCACUGCUUCUCCAGGGAAAAACUACACUUAUUUAACAUCACCUCUAAAGACACGUUCUUUGACAACGCAACACGCAGUCGAAUAGUGUACGAGAUCCUGAGACGCACCGCCUGCACGCGCACCAGCCAAUCCAUGGGCAUCACCACAUUAAUAGCUAAAGGUGUCUAUGAUUCUGCCUUCCCUCUCCAUGAUGGGGACUAUACGGCCGUGGACCACUCAGAGAGGAACGACAGACAGCUGCUCCAUGAUGAGUGGGCCAGAUAUGGAGCCUUCUACAAAUACCAACCUGUGGACCUCAUCAGGAAGUACUUUGGGGAGAAGAUCGGUCUGUACUUCGCCUGGCUGGGCGUCUACACUCAGCUGCUCAUACCAGCCUCUCUGGUUGGGAUUAUCGUCUUCUGCUAUGGCUGUUACACUGUAGACACAAACGUACCCAGCCUGGAGAUGUGUGAUAAGCAGCGGAACUUCACCAUGUGCCCUCUAUGUGAUGGAGUGUGUGACUACUGGCACCUGUCCACUGCCUGUGGCACCGCCCGGGCAUCACACCUGUUCGACAACCCUGCCACCAUAUUCUUCGCCAUCUUCAUGUCUCUCUGGGUUGCGACGUUCCUGGAGCACUGGAAGCGCCGUCAGAUCAGUCUGAACCACAGCUGGAACCUCACAGGACUGGAGGAAGAGGAGGAACACCCGAGGCCCAAGUAUGAGACCAUCCUCCUCCAGAAGAGACAGAGGAUGAGGAGGAAGGAGAAGAAGAAGAAGAAGAAGAAGAUUGAGCCUGUGCAGCGUGAGGAGGACGUGGCAGCAGGGAAAGACAGAUGGAGACAGAGGUUACUGUCUGCUAUGAACACUGGGACGAGUGGUGUGGAGAAGCUGACCUGGAGGGACCGUCUGCCUGGGUACCUCAUCAACAUCUCCUCCAUCCUCUUCAUGUUCGGGCUGACAUUCUCGGCGGUGUUCGGUGUGAUCGUGUAUCGAAUCGUCGUGUCUGCUGUCAUGGCGAUGUCACCUGACCCGGAGAUCAAGUCUAACGUCCGCGUCACCGUCACGGCAACCGCUGUCAUCAUCAACCUGGUGGUCAUUCUGAUACUGGACGAGAUCUACGGAGCUGUGGCCGUCUGGCUCACUGAGCUGGAGAUUCCAAGGACAGAGAGUAACUUUGAGGAGCAUCUGAUUCUGAAGUCUUUCCUGCUGAAGUUCAUGAACGCCUACGCCCCCAUCUUCUAUGUAGCAUUCUUUAAGGGACGGUUUGCAGGCAGGCCGGGAGACUACGUUUAUGUUUUUAAUAACUACCGGAUGGAGGAGUGUGCUCCUGGAGGUUGUUUAAUAGAGUUAUGUAUUCAGCUCAGUAUCAUCAUGGUGGGGAAACAACUCAUUCAGAACAACGUCUUUGAGAUUGGUAUCCCUAAGUUGAAGAAGUUGAUCCGAGCGUGGAAGGAUAAGGGGAUUUCAUUGGAAGAGCGAGAGGAGCAGCGGGCCAGACCUCCUCAACAGUGGAAUCUCGACUACGCCCUGGUCCCCUUUGAAGGACUGACCCCAGAGUACAUGGAGAUGAUUAUCCAGUUUGGGUUUGUGUCUCUGUUUGUCGCAUCGUUCCCUCUGGCUCCUCUCUUCGCUCUCCUCAACAACGUGAUCGAGAUCCGCCUCGACGCCAAGAAGUUUGUCACCGAGCUGCGAAGACCCGACGCCGUCCAAGCCAAAGACAUCGGAAUCUGGUUCAACAUCCUGAGUGGAAUGGGAAAGUUCUCUGUCAUUAUAAAUGCGUUUGUGAUCUCGUUUACGUCGGACUUCAUUCCCAGGCUGGUGUACCAGUACAUGUACAGUCAGACGGGCACCAUGCACGGCUUCAUAGACCACACCCUCUCUCACUUCAACGUGUCCAACUUCAGACCUGGCAAAGCCCCCACCUCCUCACUCCUCGCUGAGAUCACCGUCUGCAGGUAUAAGGACUACAGAGAGCCACCAUGGUCAGCUGAAGCAUACCAGUUCUCUAAAACCUACUGGGCCAUCCUGGCUGCCAGACUGGCCUUCGUCAUCCUGUUCCAGAACCUGGUGAUGUUCCUGAGCCUGCUGGUUUCCUGGUUGAUCCCAGACGUACCUAAGAACAUCAGUGAGCAGCUGAAGAGAGAGAAGACUCUGUUGGUGGACGUGUUCCUCCGGGAGGAGAAGGAGAAGUUCCACCUCCUCCAGAGCCUCUUCUCCUCCAAGGACCAGCCCAGCCAGGGCCACCCCGACACGGCCCACGUCCGUACUCUACCACCAGGCCUCUCCCAGGGCCUAGGCCAGCACCCGGGCGGAGAGGGAGGGGAGUCCCGGGCGCGAUGCAGGGCUGCCAGUUUCAGCCAGUUCACCAGACAGAUGUCCAUGUCUCCUAGCAACGAUGCAGGCCAACAGAUGUCCAUGUCUCCUAGCAACGACGCAGCCCGACACACAGCGGUCUGACACUACUGCGGUAGCAACAUGGAGGCUGAAUGCGCCUCUGUGAUCUCUCAUCCAUGUAGAUUUGGUGUUCUCUUUCUGAAGCAGUGUGAUGAUGGAACAUGCUGAUAAUGGACUUGUUCUUCUGGCCGGAUAAUCGACAUAUUCUUAACCAGUGUGUGUGUGUUUAUCUGCAUAAUGAGAGGUAACUGUUUAGUUCCCUUAAGGAAAAGCACCUUCAGCCAGAUUGCUUUCUCUGAGAGAGCUUCCCACGUCUGGAAACACGCUGCCUUCAGACACACGGAACUGCUCCACCUACCGCACCUUCACAAAUAACCUAAAGACACAGUCGUCUGGAAACACGCUGCCUUCAGACACACGGAACUGCUCCACCUACCGCACCUUCACAAAUAACCUAAAGACAUGUCUAAAGGACAGUCAGGGGUGGGAACACAAUCCCAAGCUGUGUGUGAACACAAUCCCAAGCUGUGUGUGAACACAAUCCCAAGCUGUGUGUGAACACAAUCCCAAGCUGUGUGUGAACACAAUCCCAAGCUGUGUGUGAACACAAUCCCAAACUGUGUGUGAACACAAUCCCAAGCUGUGUGUGAACACAAUCCCAAGCUGUGUGUGAACACAAUCCCAAACUGUGUGUGAACACAAUCCCAAACUGUGUGUGAACACAAUCCCAAGCUGUGUGUGAACACAAUCCCAAGCUGUGUGUAAACACAAUCCCAAGCUGUGUGUGAACACAAUCCCAAACUGUGUGUGAACACAAUCCCAAGCUGUGUGUGAACACAAUCCCAAGCUGUGUGUGAACACAAUCCCAAGCUGUGUGUGAACACAAUCCCAAGCUGUGUGUGAACACAAUCCCAAGCUGUGUGUGAACACAAUCCCAAGCUGUGUAGAGCUGCUUUCUGUCGUCUGGUGGACCUUGUUGGUUAUUUUUCUGUCAUUUUGUUUGGUUGCUUUUUGUGUUAUUGUCUCUGUCUGUCUGUCUAUGUUAAGUGUUACUGGUCAUAUGUUGCUCUGUCUGUCUGCCUGUGUGUUAAGUGUUACUGGUCAUAUGUUACUCAGUCUCUGCUUAUUGUCUGUCUGUAUUGUUAUU
Messenger RNA from Coregonus clupeaformis (lake whitefish), 4859 nucleotides. It is a transcript of the gene ano2b, whose product is annotated as anoctamin 2b. NCBI's taxonomy places the organism in Eukaryota, Metazoa, Chordata, Actinopteri, Salmoniformes, Salmonidae. The record is from RefSeq and is a predicted model, not a curated record. Gene Ontology annotation, molecular function: protein dimerization activity; chloride channel activity. Gene Ontology annotation, biological process: chloride transmembrane transport. The transcript is spliced from 27 exons. The coding region runs from base 56 to 3775 and encodes 1239 amino acids. Gene Ontology annotation, cellular component: plasma membrane.